GUGUUGGCGGCCGGCUCCGGGGGGAAAGUGGGACCCAGCGUGCAGUUGUAAAGAAGGCGCGAAAAGAGGCGCAAAGGCGCGUGACAGACCUGCCCUGUGCUUAGCUUCCCAGGACGGUGUUAGCACAGCCAGGAGGAGCAGCUGUUAUCAAGAGCAGCACCAACAAACCUGUGCUUUGGGACAGGACCGAUGGCCUUGAGCCCAGGUUGGAGAGCGUUUACAUCAUUUGCCAUGAACCGCUGUGGUGUCCUACGGAAGGCUGUGAGAAGCAGCGGUUUUCCCUUGUUUCUCUGGGGCCACUGCCCCUGGAGGGGAACCGGAAGCUUCUUGGACCCUGAGAUGAAAGCUUUCCUGGAGGAGAACACUGAAGUCACCAGCCGUGGUAGCCUCACCCCUGAAAUCCAGUUGCGGCUUUUGACCCCCAGAUGCAAGUUCUGGUGGGAAAGAGCUGACCUGUGGCCCCACAGUGAUCCUUACUGGGCAGUCUACUGGCCAGGAGGCCAAGCCCUGUCUAGGUAUAUUUUGGAUAAUCCUGAUGUUGUCAGAGGAAAAUCUGUGUUAGAUAUUGGGAGUGGAUGUGGAGCUACAGCUAUCGCUGCUAAGAUGAGUGGAGCUUUAAGGAUAUUGGCCAAUGACAUAGACCCUAUUGCAGGAAUGGCUAUUACACUAAACUGUGAGUUGAACCAACUGAAUCCUUUUCCCAUUUUAACCAAAAACAUGCUGGAUUUGGAACAAGAUAAGUGGGAUCUUGUUGUGCUUGGAGAUAUGUUUUAUGAUGAAGACCUUGCAGACAGUCUACAUCAAUGGCUGAAAAAUUGCUUUUGGGUCUACAGAACUCGAGUACUGAUUGGUGACCCUGGGCGACCCCAGUUCAGUGGACAUAGCAUUCAGCAUCAACUGCACAAAGUAGCAGAAUAUUCACUUCCAGAGCCUACUAGGCAGGAGAACAAUGGACUGACAACAAGCACGGUGUGGGAAUUUCAGCCUUGAGCUGUUGAAGUACCUCCAAUAUGGAUAUAGCUAUGUUUGGGUUUAACCCUAAAAGACUGUCCAGUUCAAAGAAGGAAAUUUGUGUUAAAUGGUAAAUCUUGUUUCCAAAAUAUGAAGGUCGAAGUUUUGUCACCCUUUGUCAUGUAAUUUGUUCUCCAGUAAGCCAAAUAUAGAAAUCUCUAUCUGUAAUUUUUUUUUCUAGCUUUACUGUUACAGGAAUAUAAUUAUAGAAGGGAAUAUCCACAUGUAAUUUAAGUAGCUGAGAGGAAUUAGAUAUUUUAGCAGAGUCUCUUUCUACAGUUGAGGACAACUGUGAUGUAUCUUUGAAUUAAACAAAAUAAAAAAUACAGAAUACUAUAUUUUAAAAAAUUAUGUUAAGAUCAGAGAUGCAGUUGGUAUGGUACAGAAUACAGUAAGUCCCUACAUACGAAGUUGUGAGCUUUCAAAGAUAUUAAAGUGCCCCUGUAUGCCAGCUGUUGUACUGUACUACCGUACUUUUCAAGGUACUCUACUGUAAGAUGAAAAAUGUUUUAUUUUUUGUUUUUUAUGAUUGUGUGAAAAGUAUUAUAAACCUAUUACAGUAGAGUACUGUAUAGUUGAUUGUGUUAGUUGGGUACCUAGGCUAACUUUGUUGGACCUACGAACCCACUCUCGUAAUGGAGCUCGUUCAUAUGUAGGGGACUUACUUUACAUGGGCUUCGGAGUGAGGCCACUCUGUCACUUUCUAGUUGGGAUUUUGGGCUAGUUAAGCUCUCUGAGCUUUCAUUUCUUCACCUAUAAAAUAGUAAUAAAAUUUAAUAAACUGCACCUCAAAGGGUUAUUAUAAUAAAUGAAAGUAUAAAGUGUGUAAUGGGCUUCCCUGGUGGCGCAGUGGUUGAGAGUCUGCCUGCCGAUGCAGGGGACACGGGUUCGUGCCCUGGUCCGGGAGGAUCCCACAUGCCGUGG
Messenger RNA from Mesoplodon densirostris (Blainville's beaked whale), 1935 nucleotides. It is a transcript of the gene ETFBKMT, whose product is annotated as electron transfer flavoprotein subunit beta lysine methyltransferase. NCBI's taxonomy places the organism in Eukaryota, Metazoa, Chordata, Mammalia, Artiodactyla, Ziphiidae. The transcript is spliced from 4 exons. Gene Ontology annotation, cellular component: mitochondrial matrix. The record is from RefSeq and is a predicted model, not a curated record. Bases 190 to 990 code for a protein of 266 amino acids. Gene Ontology annotation, biological process: peptidyl-lysine trimethylation. Gene Ontology annotation, molecular function: protein-lysine N-methyltransferase activity.